CAUAGCGGGGGAGUAGCUGGGUCGCGAGAGAGGUCCGAGGAGAGGUGCCGGGCCGUACGUCGCCGUCGGCGGCUCUCGCCAUCGCCGGCUCUCCACUCUCCAGCGAGCAACCCAACAUUAAAAAAAAACAAAAAACAAAGCGAGCAACCUGCUGCCGCGCCGCUCGCUGCCCCUUUUACGACCGAAGAGGCCAAAGCGAAGCCACGCAUACCACCCCCCUCGACAGCCCCCGCCGCCGCUGCUCAGGAGAGGGCCUGAACGAUCUGCUGCCACCCCAAGCACUCUCGGUCUGGUCUGCUCGUCUCAAGUUAGGCAUGGCAUCAACUGUUACUGCCAAUUCGGUUGGUACUCAGUCUGGCCUUAUCUCAAAGCCGAGUCAUGACAUCGCAAGCUACAGUGGCUUAAAAGCAGCAGCAUCUAUUAGUUUUGAGUCAAGGUCAUCAUUCCUGGGUCAGAAUGCAUCUCUUCGAUCAUCUAUUGCUCCAAGGAUUGUACCAAAGGCCAAGUCGGGAUCUCAAAUUUCUCCUGAGGCAUCUUACAAAGUGGCAGUGCUCGGUGCAGCUGGUGGCAUUGGUCAACCAUUGGGCUUGUUAAUUAAGAUGUCUCCUCUGGUCUCUGCACUACAUCUGUAUGAUAUUGCAAAUGUCAAAGGAGUUGCUGCGGAUCUGAGCCACUGCAACACACCUUCUCAGGUUCUGGACUUUACUGGGCCCUCGGAAUUAGCCAACUGCUUGAAAGGUGUGGAUAUUGUUGUCAUCCCUGCUGGGGUCCCAAGGAAGCCAGGAAUGACUCGUGAUGAUCUUUUUAACAUCAAUGCGAGCAUUGUUAAGACACUUGUUGAGGCUGUUGCAGACAAUUGUCCGGAAGCCUUUAUCCAUAUUAUCAGCAACCCAGUAAACUCAACAGUGCCCAUUGCUGCUGAGGUUUUGAAACAAAAGGGUGUCUAUAACCCCAAGAAACUUUUCGGAGUUACCACACUAGAUGUUGUUAGAGCUAACACAUUUGUAGCCCAGAAGAAGAACCUAAAGCUCAUUGAUGUUGAUGUCCCAGUUGUUGGUGGUCAUGCUGGGAUCACUAUCCUACCAUUGUUGUCAAAAACCAGGCCAUCUGUGACUUUCACAAAUGAGGAAACUGAAGAGCUGACAAAGAGGAUACAGAAUGCUGGGACAGAGGUGGUGGAGGCGAAAGCUGGUGCUGGAUCUGCUACCCUGUCUAUGGCCUAUGCUGCUGCCAGAUUUGUUGAGUCAUCCCUUCGUGCAUUGGCUGGCGAUCCAGAUGUUUACGAAUGCACAUUUGUUCAGUCUGAAUUAACUGAGCUGCCGUUCUUUGCAUCCAGAGUUAAGCUUGGUAAAAAUGGUGUUGAGUCCAUCAUUUCUGCUGACCUCGAGGGAGUGACUGAAUAUGAGGCCAAAGCCCUUGAGGCGUUGAAGCCCGAGUUGAAGGCCAGCAUUGAGAAGGGCAUCGAGUUCGUCCACAAACAGCAGGCUGCUGCUACAUCUCCUUGAAGUGGGGAGAAUGGCUAUCGAAGAAGAUAAUAAAUGCAGAAAUGGUUCUCAAUAGCUUUUAGUUUUGCAGGUGGAAUUGUUUAUCUAGCAAGACGCUCCAAAUCAGUUAUAGUUGCUGUUGCUUGCGAGUCUCUUCUGAUCACAUGAGGGCGUGGAUGCCCAAACUGCUACCUGUUUUCAUGAGUUGUUUGGCACAAAUUUUGCUUGGGUGUUUGGCGGUAAUGCCUGCAUCCUUAUGAGCGAGACAAAACUAAGGAAUAAAGUAGUUUUAAGUAGUUGUUUUUUAUCGUUGCCAUAUUCAUGUAUAACUUCUGAGUAGUGCAGCAUAGCACAUUGCUUCCUUGGCAAAAUGGCAACCACACUGAUGUUGUUUCUCACUGCUGCACUGAUUACCAGUUUCAUGCCAAAGCUGUUUUCUAAGCAGUUAGCGUGAGGUGGUGCUGCGUGGGCCAUGGCAGUCAUGUUUCUCUCACUAAAUCCGCUGCAACUCAGGUAUUAAGAUACGACUAAAUAAGCCAAACCAUGGAGAAUUUAUUUGGGCUGCCACAGUAUGUUCAUUGGAAUCAAAUUCUUAACUGAAUUUAUUUGGGCUGCCAUAGUA
This is a messenger RNA of Oryza brachyantha (malo sina), 2106 nucleotides long. Its product is annotated as malate dehydrogenase, chloroplastic-like. Gene Ontology annotation, molecular function: L-malate dehydrogenase (NAD+) activity. Gene Ontology annotation, biological process: malate metabolic process; tricarboxylic acid cycle. Bases 315 to 1505 code for a protein of 396 amino acids. The transcript has 2 exons. Lineage: Eukaryota; Viridiplantae; Streptophyta; Magnoliopsida; Poales; Poaceae. The record is from RefSeq and is a predicted model, not a curated record. Gene Ontology annotation, cellular component: mitochondrion; cytoplasm.